AUGGAGAACGUGACCGAGACACAGCUGAAGGAUUACAACUCCCUGCAGGACUACAACUCCCUGCAGGACUACAACUCCCUGCAGGACUACAACUCCCUGCAGGACUACAGCUUCCUGGCGCUGGCGCUGGGCGUGCCGCUGAUCCUGCUCACCGUGCUGGGGAACGUGCUGGUGUGUCUGAGCGUGCUCACCGAGCGCUCCCUGAAAACCGCCACCAACUACUUCAUCAUGAGCCUGGCGGCUGCAGACCUGCUGCUCGCCGUGCUCGUGCUGCCGCUCUACGUCUACACCCAGUUUUUGGGGGGAAUCUGGACGCUGAGCCCCUUCCUGUGUGACGCUCUGAUGACAAUGGACGUGAUGUUGUGCACCGCCUCCAUCCUCAACCUGUGUGCCAUCAGCGUGGACAGGUACAUCGCGGUGGUGGUGCCUCUGAAGUACAACAGGAACCAGUUCAGCAUGCGCCAGCUGGCUCUGAUCGUGGCAGUCUGGCUGCUGUCUCUGGGCGUGGCGAGCCCGGUAAUCUUCGGGCUGAACCGGGUGCCGGGCCGCGACCCCACCGUGUGCAAACUGGAGGACGACCGUUUCGUGGUGUACUCGUCGGUGUGCUCCUUCUUCGUCCCGUGUCCCGUCAUGCUCUUCCUGUAUUAUGGGAUGUUUCGGGGCCUGCGGCGGUGGAGUGGUCGGAGUCGCUCGGCCGGGCAUCCUGCUCUCUCGCUACGCCUCAGCUCGGCUUUACGGCGAGGGAAUGCAACGGCAACGGGAAGUGAAGAGAAGGUGGUUUUCGGCGCGCCGGGCGAGUUCAGCCCUGCGUCUCCGUCCACCAUCUCCAUGAUGACGCCCUCGGCGACGGCGCUGUCGGAGGAGCGGCGAGACGGCAAGGUGGCGCCUGAGAGAGACCCGGUGACAGUGCAGACAGACAGCGUGUCGGACGGCGAGCCCACAGAGACGAGAUAUGGCGAGCCAGCCGAGACGAGAGAGCAGAAGAGAGGGAGGAGGAACAGUAAGAGCAGCAGAGUCAGCGGCCGUGAACGGAAAGCCAUGAAGGUGCUGCCCGUCGUCGUCGGGGUUUUUCUAGCUUGUUGGACACCUUUCUUCGUCGUCCAUGUCACCAAGGUGUUGUGCCAGUCAUGUGACAUCAGCCCUGCCCUCAUCUCCGUGGUAACAUGGCUCGGCUACGUUAACAGCGCCAUGAACCCGAUCAUCUACACCGCCUUCAACGUGGAGUUCAGGAAGGUCUUUCACAAGCUGCUCUGCUGCCGGACAGCCAGCGGUACUCUGAUUAAAGUCCGCCUCGAUGACGAAACUGUCCGUCACCAGCAGGAAAAGGAAGGCUUUCCACUCAACACUCUGACUGACUCUUAUUUUGAAAGGGGUUUCUCUUGUGUGGAGGAAGAUGUUGAGAUGCAAGAUGUUGCUCUGGCAGCUCGCUCUCCGCUUAUCUUACCAUGUUGUUCCAGUCUGUGUUUGGGGGGAUCGGACAUCUUUGUGUCGAUCAGAGAGAACAGCCCGAUGGGUCAGUUUAUCUCUAACCUCAGUAUCAGAGGAGAACCAAGAGAUAACACCAUCCGCCUGUGUCUGACCGGAGACAGCGCCGACUGGUUCUACCUGGAGGGUCGGACCAUCAGACUCAACGCCUCUGCCUCCAGAGUCCUCGACCGAGAGGUUCUAGGAUCGGUGCUAAUCGCAGAGCUCACCUGUUUCCAGGACGAUGUCAUACAGUUCACAGUACGUAUUGCAGCUACGGUAGCCUUCACCAUAUCUAUGGUCUUCACGAAGGUGUACGAAGGUGUACAAAAGGCCGUCUAUCAGCUGUGGUUGUUGGAGUGCAUGUCGGGAAAGGGCGCGGACACACGCUUCACACCACGAGCAGGAUGCCGUCUGCGAAGGCAAAACCCCUUUGAAGACCGCAGCAAAGGUGAUAUCCCUCUGGGGGCCGAGCAUGAAGGCAAUAUCCCUCUGGAUGCCGGCGGCGAAGGCAAGACCCCUCAGGAGGCAAGCGACGGGUCAGCUGUACAGGAGCCAAGCCAAGGAUCUGCUGGGCCAGGGUCCGCCAACAAGACACCAGGAUCAGAAGUCAACUGGGAAGCCAACAGGACACGGGGAGCAGGAGUUGGUCGGACUGCUGACAAAACAAUGGGGACUGGAGUCUCUGGGACGCCGGGGAACGGCACUGACUCUUGGCCGCCGGAGAACAGCACAGUCUCAGAGGCAGUCUCUGGGGUGCCGCAGGUAAACAACGCCACUGGGGCAGUGUCUGGGACACCAGAGACCGGCAUAGUCACUGGGGCAGUCUCUGGGGCACCGGAGACCGGCAAAGCCUCUGGGGCAGUCUCUGGGGCACUGGAGACUGGCAAAGUCAGACAGUAA
This is a messenger RNA of Perca flavescens (yellow perch), 2367 nucleotides long. RefSeq names its product dopamine receptor D4 related sequence (gene drd4-rs). Gene Ontology annotation, biological process: regulation of potassium ion transport; adenylate cyclase-inhibiting dopamine receptor signaling pathway; negative regulation of adenylate cyclase activity. The record is from RefSeq and is a predicted model, not a curated record. The coding region runs from base 1 to 2367 and encodes 788 amino acids. Gene Ontology annotation, cellular component: plasma membrane. NCBI's taxonomy places the organism in Eukaryota, Metazoa, Chordata, Actinopteri, Perciformes, Percidae. Gene Ontology annotation, molecular function: dopamine neurotransmitter receptor activity, coupled via Gi/Go; G protein-coupled receptor activity. The transcript has 10 exons.